Molecule: messenger RNA, 677 nt
Organism: Carlito syrichta (Philippine tarsier)
Lineage: Eukaryota; Metazoa; Chordata; Mammalia; Primates; Tarsiidae
Product: WASH complex subunit 1-like
Exons: 3
Biological process (GO): exocytosis; Arp2/3 complex-mediated actin nucleation; retrograde transport, endosome to Golgi
Cellular component (GO): recycling endosome; early endosome; WASH complex
Molecular function (GO): gamma-tubulin binding; actin binding; alpha-tubulin binding
Source: RefSeq, a predicted model, not a curated record
UGGCCGUCCGCCUCCCAGCUCCAGUCCAGGGAGCCCCCAAGGAGGUGGUUGACCCCUCCAGCGGCCGGGCCACCCUACUGGAGUCCAUCCGCCAGGCCGGGGGCAUCGGCAAGGCCAAGCUGCGCAGCGUCAAGGAGCGCAAGCUGGAGAAGAAGAAGCAGAAGGAGCAGGAACAAGUGAGGGCCACAAGCCAAGGCGGGGACCUGAUGUCGGACCUCUUUAACAAGCUGGUCAUGAGGCGCAAAGGCAUCUCCGGGAAAGGACCUGCGGCCGGGGCCGGCGAGGGGCCCGGAGGCGCCUUCGCACGGAUGUCGGACUCCAUCCCUCCGCUGCCCCCUCCGCAGCAGCCUCAGGGAGAGGAGGACGAGGACGACUGGGACUCCUAGAGGCUGCACCACUCCCUCCCCCGCCGCGCCGGCCUGGAGCUGCCGUCCCAAUGUGGGGACAGCCCGGGCCUCCACUCGGCUCCCACGUGGGCGGGGAUGGUGGAGGGCAGGCCGGCUGGCCUGGUCUUUCUUCGAGGAGGGCAGCCGGCUUGGGGCCACAGGGCUGGGGCGGGAGCGUCUCUCCGCUGGGCGCGCUGUGACUGCUCACUGCCCCACGCCAGAGUGCUCUCUUCCCAAAGAGAGUCCGAGAAAACAGUGACACAAACCAAUAAAGGGUAACACAAGAACCAA